AUGUCCCCACGCCCCCAUGUCCCCAAGCCCCCAUGUCCCCACGACCCCAUGUCCCCACGCCCCCAUGUCCCCAAGCCCCCAUGUCCCCACGACCCCAUGUCCCCACGCCCCCAUGUCCCCACGCCCCCAUGUCCCCACGCCCCCAUGUCCCCACGCUCCCAUGUGCCGUGUGUGGCAUUGGUGGAGAACAUGGUAUAUUUCGAGGCGGAGGGGAAGCGCUACUUCCCCUUUAGCAAGGGCUCUGCCAGCAAGGUGGGUGCCACAGUGUGGCAUCCCACACCUCUUCGAACUGCCCAUCCGCCCCGAGGUGCGCUGCGGUACCCCACGGUGCAUCAUGGUGUGGCAUGGUACCCCACGGUGCAUCAUGGUGUGGCAUGCUACCCCACGGUGCAUCAUGGUGUGGCAUGCCCCCAUGCCCCCCAUUCCCGUGCUCAACCCCAUCCGUUCCAUGCUCCCCCAAUGUUCUACUUCCAGCUGUCAGCAGCAGGGGACAGCGGGCAGCCGGAGGUGGUGGAGGAUCCGUUGGGCGAGGUGGCUCGCACAUUCACGGACGUGGGGGCGUGUGUGGUGCAGCAGUGCGCCAAGCUGCGCCAACAGGGUGAGUGCACGCCUUGGCUGCUGCUAAAAUACCAGAGCCGUUGUGGGGCAGGGUGA
This is a messenger RNA of Closterium sp. Naga37s-1, 654 nucleotides long. The record is from the annotation of a GenBank genome assembly. NCBI's taxonomy places the organism in Eukaryota, Viridiplantae, Streptophyta, Zygnematophyceae, Desmidiales, Closteriaceae.